Molecule: messenger RNA, 5358 nt
Organism: Pseudocercospora fijiensis CIRAD86
Lineage: Eukaryota; Fungi; Ascomycota; Dothideomycetes; Mycosphaerellales; Mycosphaerellaceae
Exons: 29
Coding region: 1-5358 (1785 amino acids)
Source: RefSeq, a predicted model, not a curated record
AUGGAUUGCGGAUGGUGCUUGCUCCACGCGCCUUCACCUGCGUGGUGCUUUCACAUGUUCACACGCGAUGGAACAACAUGGACACACAGCAAGAAUGCAGAGCGCGAUGAGAGGGGCAAUCAUCUGCUUCUGGUCGGAGGUCUUGGACGUCUCGCAACGCAACAUGCAUCUCGGUCUGGACGACAUCCCUCAGGCGUGCCUUCCAGCCUUGCGCGCGCUCAUCUCAGAACAUGCUUCACCGGAGGCCAUGACAUGUCUCAGUGGGAAUUGAUGCAAUGGCAGUCUUUCGCGCGGGAACAUCGGAGACAUGACGACCGUGACCGAGCCGCGCUUCUCGCGAUUCGCCUCAGCGGAGUCGUGCCCUCUUCUCUGAUGGUUACUGCGCCCAAAUCACUGAUCGACGUUGGAGCUUUUGUCCACACACAGCCUCCGUAUGAUCUUGCGCCAAAGAGUCACACCUGCAGAGCAUCUCGGCGACUACAUGGACAGUCGCUGCUUUCGGCCACCUCUUACUGGUCCUGUCAACUCGUACCGUCGCCGGAGGACACGCCGCAGUCAAAAUCCGCACGCUACCUUGUCCUGUGCUGUGCUGUGCUGUGCUGGCCUGCAUCUCAUCUCGGAGCUGUCCACAGCGGCGGCGGCAUGCAAACGGCUAGGCUUGGUAUGUCUGAUCGUCCCGGCAACGUGAGGAAGUUCCGCCCGGCAGAUCGCUUCCCUAGCCAUGCAACAUCUGUUAUUCUAUGCCAAAAGCAUUCUGUGCCCGAAAUCAUCCUGACCGUUGUUGCCACUGCACAAUGCGCGCGCGGAAAAGUGACAUCUUUGCCGCGCAUUGUUGCUGUUUGCCAUGUCACCUCGGAGCAAUGGCUUCCCACUCACGAAAGUCCACCUGAGACCCAGAUAGAGCAUUGCUGCCUCGUGGUAGAGCAAUGCGGCCUCGCUGCUUUCGUGGAGGAAGAAGGUCCCGUCGUGCCUCUCGGAUGCAAUCACGCCUGCACACGAACGUCGGCACCUGAGAUCAUAGACAUCCCAGGCACCGCAUCUAUCUUGCCUUACCUCAGCAGUAAUACAUUCAAUGCGGCUCCACGUCGCCCGGGACCUUCAAAUGCCACAACUACGCCGAAUGCUGGUCAUUUGAGACGAUUCGAAGCGGAUGAGCAUCUCCUCGCUCUGGUCUAUCUCCUCAUACCGAUAUUGGGCGAUGUUCUUGCAACCUUGGUCCGCCCAGAAAGCAUAAUCAUAGUCGAAGCCUUCUUCCAUACCCCCCGCUCUCCUUCGCAACGCCGCCGACAACGCCAUAACGCAGAGGAAGAUCGUGGCUAUCUGCUCAUACCCAUGUUGACAGUCUUUCACGCUGUGAAGGCAUCGUUGUCGCCAACGAGGCUGCGAUGCUUAUUGAACGUCGUUCUAUUGGCAGCAUCAAUUUCCCACAGCAAAAUCCUUCACCUGCCGUUGAGUACAAAUAAUACUGCAAAAAUCACGCUCUGGUCAUUCUCUCUUCACUUCAUACCACACCAUCAGACAGUCUGCCACACACAACGUGAACUAGCUGAUACAGAAGUGAACACUCACAAGAGCAUAGCAAUCACACUGAAAACCUUUCCAACCUCACUGUCACCGUCACUCGUCUCCUGCGAAGGAAAGCCGCUUGCUUCUGCAACUCGUCAAGAGCCACGCAGACUUUUGAGAGCGCAGACAAACCUCACUGACACCAAUACAACAGCCCUCUGCGAAGGAAAGCCGCUUUGCAGCGCCUCCGAUGCUUCUGCAACUCGUCAAGAGCCACGCAGACUUUUGAGAGCGCAGACAAACCUCACUGACGCCAAUACAACAGCCCUCUGCGAAGGAAAGCCGCUUUGCAGCGCCUCCGAAGCCACGCAGACUUUUGAGAGCGCAGACGAACCUCACUGGCGCCAAUACAACAGCCCUUUGCGAAGGAAAGCCGCUUUGCAGCGCCUCCUAAGUAGCAGCGAAAAGCUAGGUGUUCAACUGCCUCUCCAACACUUGACCAAGAAUAUCUCUGCUCAUAGAUACGCCAGUGCUACCUGCUUCAAAUCCAGACAUAUCAAACGUCUGAGAUUCUUGAGAGUCAAAAUGACUCUUCCAAUCACCGAGCAGAUCUGGCAAGAUGCCGGACUGAAUAGCGGGACAAGCCUGGCCACAGGUCCAGCUCUCCUCCUCCAAAAUAACACCUUCUACUUCUUCUGUCAAACACUGAAAGCGUUGAACAAAAAGGAACAAGUGAAGAAUCAUCGCCAGCAGGCAAAGAACUACAAAAACAACGUUCCUCGACAGCUCUUCACAACAUUGACCAAGCCGCUGUUCGAUCUGGCUUCGAAAACGAGGCCAGAUUUUCCAAAGUUGCCCAAACUUGCCAUCAUGCAUGUUCACAACAGGACGAAUCAGGAGCUUCUGAGACUCCUGGGCAUGCACGUCAAAUUCGAAGUGAAAAAGGAUUAUGACGAGAGUGGCACUGGCGUCUCUGCAGUCGUAACUGUGCCACAGAUCUCACCGAUACCGCAUUAUAGCGAGUACACGGAUAACGGUCCACAGGGAGUUAAGAACACGCACCAUUUUCUGAGCCAAAAGGCCAUGCAACAUCGCGACGGAGGUCUUCAGUUCUUGGAAGCUGUGGAAACUUAUUUGAUCCACAAUCCACAGCAGUCACCGCUCGCGCAGUACUUCCCUGUCCAGCAGCAGCUUCCACAGCAGCAGCCGCCUCCACAGCCCAUUGGGAGUCAGGCGAUUUCAUUCGCUGUCGCGGCUCCAAAUCCUCCUGCCAAUGUCGGAGUGCCCCAGGUGAGCCAACCCGUACCAGCCGCCGUCAACCACCCAGCACAGCAGGUGCAGCUCCAACAGGCUAUUGGAAGCCAAGCGGCGACAUUCAAUACCGCGGCUCCGAAUGCCCAUGCCAACUUCGGAGCUUCUCAGGCGAACCGCUAUGAUGAACAUUCGCAGAGAAUGAUGCAGUUCUUAGGGCAUUCACAGCCAGGUUGGGACCAAGCAGAGCCCUUUAACUAUAUGGCCCCAAAUGCUCCUGUCAAUUCUGGAGCGGCUCAGCCUUAUCAAGCCGCGAUGCUGAUUCCGACACAGCAAAUGCAGGCUCCGCAGCCUGAUAUGGGUCAGGCUGAUCCAGCUGCGAUGACUCUCCCGUCCGCUAGCAUGGAUCAAGAGUCACUCGACUUCGCGGCCCCACCCGGCUGUAUCAACCUCGGAGUGCCUCAGGUGUAUGCAGGUAAUGCCGGGAUGGAUUUCCCGCCGCAAGACUGGCAGACUCCACUGUCAGAUAUGGACCAGGGAGCACCAUUCAACUCUCAGACUUUCCUGCCCUAUCCACCUCAGGGAUUUGACGAAGUGGACGAGAUCGCCCCACUCACCGACGCUGAACUGCUGGCAUAUCAGGCGCAGCUGCCAGACCAGGGAGCUCAGUUCCCUGCUGUCGAUAUGAGCACCACUGCUCAUGCGGGAGUGGAACAGGACAACCAAAACCUGGUUGAGGAGGCGGCAUGGAUGUCCUGGGAUGAUGAAUUCCAAAACAACUUUGCAGAGCUUGCAGAAAGCUUCGGAAUUCCGGAUGCUCUCGAAGGACUUGCUCUUGAUGGCUCGGCGAUGGAACAAUUUGCAAUGCCUCCGCAGCCACAGCCUUCCCAAGCGGCUCAAGUCACGUCUCCGGAGCCAAGAGAGGCCCAAGAGUUUGGAGGCGAUAAGACACUUGAACAGACGCCGCCUGCCUCGGUGACUGAAUUCCCAACCCCAAUGUUCAUGGAUAUUGGAGCCGAAGAAGACGCUUUUCAGAGCUCUUCGUCCAUAUUCGAUGAAUUUAUCGACUGGGAUGCACCCACAUGGCAUUUCCGAGGGGUGCUUUUCAACAGCCCAGCUUCGAGUUGCAGGUCACAGCAACUCUACGAUCAGGCUCUGACUACGCUCAUGAAAGUCAGACCAAACAUUUGCGGACGUAUCACAUCUGCAGCUUGCCUCUCAUGUAAAAUCGCAGCACCGACACCGGCGACUGCUCAGAUCGAAACCAUUACGAUCUGGACCCACAACCAAAAUCAGAAUCAAAGAACGGCAGGAACCAAUCUCACUCAUGCCGGAGGGCGCUUCUUCACCACGACACACCUGCCAUGGAUCAUACUUCAGAUCCAGCUUGACCUGAGGACACAACAAAAUCAGACCAUGAGCCAAUCCUCACUCAUGCCGGAGGGCGCUUCUUCACUACCCUGCUUGCCGUGGAUCUCAUCUCAGAUCCAGCUUGACCUGAGCCAACAAUCAGAACCGAGUCAUGUUAGACCAGAGCAUCCCUUGUUUGCCAUGGCUCGGAUUCUUGACAGACUUCGACAGCGAAGUGGAUCGGCUGCCAUCUUGCGCCACACUGAUCGCGGAAGGAACCACAUAUCAUGUGGAAUGUGCUCUCAUGGGCAACGAAGGGCCAUGAUUGAGAAUCGUGGAGGAAAUGAAUGUGGGAAACUUUGCAGGCAUGGGUUUGGAUGGGUUGGGAUUUUGAUGGAUUGCUUGCUCGUGUUCAAGCUUGUUGGAGAUGGGUUCUGGGACAUGGAUUGGAAGGGAAGGAGAUUGGACAGCUGCUGGAGGGAGAUCGAGGAAGGAAGCUUGCUCGUGGUCAAGCAGCGGACGGCCAUAUCUCACAAGAAGUUGAGUUGUGAGGCAAGUCGCCUUGCUGCUGGCAGGAGAUAUACCCCACCGUUUUCCGCGAUACUGCAUCUGAACUGGUACUGGAACUCGGCCAGCUACCUCUUAGGACAUGGCGUUGUUGUGUUCUUGCCAAAUGCAAGGAGAUUACAAUCCAAUCCACUUUCCUCACGUCUCACCGUCUUCCUGCUCAUAUUUCUUCUCCCUUAUCCACGCCACACAGUUCAAGAAUCCCCUCCUGUCUUCGCACACAAAUGUCCUUCUCGCCAAAGCAAACACAACAACACAUAUCAACCUCCCUUUUCCCCCUCCACUUGCCACGUUCAAAGAACCACAAGCACUUCCCACCACAUGCUCAACAGAAUCACAUCCCUCGGCAAAAAGCGAUCGCCUCCAAGAUCCUUCUCAGUAUCCCGACCAGCUCAGCCCUCAUCCCCGUACCCAGGUCAAGAGCUGCGCAGUCCUACAGCCUUCAGCGCGCCGGACACACCGCGAAGCGUUCACUCUACUACGGGUCUGCUUCAGGACAACGCGAAUUUACCUCCUCCACCGCAGUACAAUCCUCAGCGUCCUCCUGCAAGAAGACGUGAACCACUAUGUGAACGUUACCUGUUAUUUGUUGUUGUGAUUUGGGCCGUGGCUGUUACUGGAUGGGUGGUAUGGCUUUAUGUGAGAAAGGCUUGGUGGUACAGCAAGGAAUGGACGUCGAAGUGA